UGCCGUUCCAAUUUCGAGUGAUGGAAUAGAGCUAGGUGAAAAGUUAGCAACCCCAUUCUAUAAAUAAUAUCCUUGGUAAAAAAACACUAGUUAAAAAGUAGUAGUUAUCUCUAUGCCAAACUCUAGUUUAUUUGGCUUCAUGCGACGACUAUUUGAUCGGAUUUUUCAUCAAGCUAAGUAGAGAUAAUGAGAAGUAAAACCGUGAUGAAAAGGCUUGGUUUUUAAAUUUUGAGAUUGAAAAUUUUGGAGGAUGCGAUUUUAUCCUUUUCAACAUUUUAGCUUAUAGACUAUCAUUCUCAUUUAACACUCACUUAGUAUCUUCCGAAGAUUUUCACUUUUAUUCAUUCCAUCAACCCUCCUUAACAUUUUCAAAUUUGGAUGUGCGGUGGCAGUUUAGAAACGAUGAUUUGUAGUCAAGUUGGGCAUAUUUUCCGUAGUGAUUCGCCAUAUAAUUGGUCUGUUAAUGUAGAGGAUCCAUUAAAACGAAAUCUACUUCGUUUGACUGAGGUUUGGCUUGAUGAUUACAAGCAAUUUUUUCAUGAACGGAUCGGAUACAAACUAAUUGAAGGUGUUAAUGGUCCAUAUUGUUUAGAUGCACCAUCGCCUUUGGAUAAAGAUCCAGAAUCAAUGAUUAUCGAAGCUUAUCCAUGUCAUAAAGAAGGAGUUCUGGUUAUUGUCAAAGGAAAAACAAAUUAUUGUUUUGAUUCGGCUUUUGAAAAUCGUAGUGUUGGUUUACUCAUAUAUCAAACUUCAUGUGAAAGUCAAGAGUUCACCUAUGAAAUGGAUAACACUAUCCGUCAUCUAGGUCAGUGUUUGGAAAUCAAUCUCGAAAAAUCAACAGUGAAACUUGCUGAAUUUUUUGGAUCUGUAAAUCAACAAUGGAAAUUUAAUCGGAGGCCAUAUCUACCAUCUGUGAAUAGUCGGUAAUAGGUUGGAUGGAUUGAGCAUACUUUAUUACAGUCCCUGUUUCCUCAUUUCACGUUUAACUUAUCAGAUAUACAUAUUUAUAUCAAAAAUGUCUUUCUUUAGAUCUUGUCCACCGAAUAAAUGGAAACUGGUUCCACUACUGCAGAUUUCCUAAAUUUCCUUUUCCGAAAUAAACAAUAUUUUUCUAAGCAUUCGAAUUUUU
This is a messenger RNA of Schistosoma mattheei, 1129 nucleotides long. Lineage: Eukaryota; Metazoa; Platyhelminthes; Trematoda; Strigeidida; Schistosomatidae. The record is from the annotation of a GenBank genome assembly.